CAUUAUGUUAUUUGGGAAAUUGCAUGACAAUAAACAGCUUUCUUUAUUACAAAUGUUGUAUAAUCUGUAUAGCUGUCAAUGUCAAAGAAAAAGUAAGCAGAGGUGGGUAUUUUAAAAAUGUUCUGAAUUGUUUUCCGAAAGCAAGUAUACGUAUUUAUUUAUUUAAUAUCCCAACAUAUAAUACAACAACAGUGUUCAUAAUAUAUGCGGAAAUUACGUUAUUCGGUGUUUAGUUACUACCAAUGUCGCUGGAAGGCAAUGAUUUUGUGCGAAUUAAGGUGGAACCCGGUAAAGGAGAGCUCGAGGGUGCCCAGGCCAUGUACAAGGACCAUGAAACAGAGAAACCGGACCCACAGACCAGCCAUUUAGAUGAGAUAAAGCUUGAGCCUAAUUGGACGACAGAGGAGAGCAAGUUUGAAGAGAGUGUUGCGCAGGCCGGCCUGUACGUAGACCACAUUGUUAAGGAGGAGAUUGUGCUGGGCCCUGAGGUGAUAGGGCAGCCUAAAGUAGCCUUACCUUAUCCAGAGCACACAUACGUUGCAACAGGAAGCUCCACAGUGCCUGAAUACAAUUGUGGCGAGGCAUUUUACAAGUGUCAUGCAUGUCGGAAAACAUUUAACCUCGAAGAUAGCUUAAGAAGGCAUAUGUUUGCAAUUCAUGCUAAAUAUGAAGUUCCCAGCAGGAAUAUAAUGUAUAUUUGCAAGUUUUGUUGCCAAAUUUGUCCAUCUGUAAAUGGGUUAACUGAACAUCUAAUUAUUCACUUUAAAACUUCCAAAAGGGUAAGGGAAAUUGUCGACAAGAAACCAGGUAUAUUGAAGCCUGACAAUUUUUUUUUAGGAAAGCUUGAUUUUGAACGCAAUAAAGCACUAUCCACAGAAGGCAACGAUUGCCAACCUAAUAAGCCAUAUACAUGUCACGAAUGUCAUGAAAUUUUUGUCCUAGAAAUAUGUCUUGUUAAGCAUAUGUUAGAUAAUCAUGCGGAACCUAAAUUUCAAGAAGAACUUGCUAUUGUACAAGCUCUACCUGAAUCACAUGGCAAGCCACCAUACAAAUGUCAAUACUUAUGUCAUAAUGAAUUUGUUUGUGAGAUAAACUAUUGAUUUACAAAAGAUAUUUACAGAGAAAUGAGACCUGAAUAAACAUAAGUUGGUACACACAAUGUACUGAGAACAGUGCACUCGAUAGUCGAAGUAACUAGAGCGUAGUAACUAGAGAUGCCACGAAUGUUCGGCAGCUAGGUAUUCGGUCUAUUCGGUCACUUUGUCGAAUAUUCGGUAUUUGGCCGAAUGUUGACUACUAUUCGGCCGAAUACCGAAUAUCUCUUAAACCUACUUAACUAAAAGGAUAAGUUACACAAUAAAAAUAACCGCAACACAAUAAAUAUGUUGAAAAUGUUUCUUUGAAAGUUGUUAAAUACGAAGACUGUAUUAUGAACAUUUUUUGGUUA
Messenger RNA from Cydia pomonella (codling moth), 1447 nucleotides. Its product is annotated as zinc finger protein 880-like. The coding region runs from base 243 to 1100 and encodes 285 amino acids. Gene Ontology annotation, biological process: regulation of DNA-templated transcription. The record is from RefSeq and is a predicted model, not a curated record. NCBI's taxonomy places the organism in Eukaryota, Metazoa, Arthropoda, Insecta, Lepidoptera, Tortricidae. The transcript has 2 exons. Gene Ontology annotation, molecular function: DNA-binding transcription factor activity, RNA polymerase II-specific; RNA polymerase II cis-regulatory region sequence-specific DNA binding.